Molecule: messenger RNA, 3194 nt
Organism: Bombyx mori (domestic silkworm)
Lineage: Eukaryota; Metazoa; Arthropoda; Insecta; Lepidoptera; Bombycidae
Exons: 2
Coding region: 1475-2998 (507 amino acids)
Source: RefSeq, a predicted model, not a curated record
CGCCGCGAACGCCACGUUUUUGUGCCGCUCCGCGUCUAAAAAUUCAAAAAAGUGAAAAGUUCUAUUGGAUUACAGUGAAAGUGGUGUUGAAAGAAGCGGAAAUUUGCGAGGAACUCAAUAGUGAAAACCGCGUGACCCGGUGCCCACGAGAACAAAAGUUAUCGCCAAAAAACCGAAAAAACCCACGUGGUCACAACACAAAGUGGCGUGCGCCGCUCGAUUUUUAUCGAUGAGGUGUACUUUUUCAAGUGUGGUUUUAAAGGUAUAAGUGUCAUACACCUUUCACCCGAUUUCCAGAUUUUUUCCGUGGAAACUGACGGUGCUACACUCGUUUAAGUGAAAACCACGUGGCCACGUGGUCCCCCUUCCACUGGGAGUUGAACGAUGUGAACUACCUCCGGAGAUAGCCCAGAGAGCCUCUAUCAAAAGACCGUUUGAAUCUUCACAUUAUCUCACUCCAGGACGGAGAUAUAGGAAAUUUACUAAAAAAGUGCAUAAUAUUCCAACUUUCGACGCAAAUUAAUCAGAAAUAAGAUCUGUAACCCCCCCUUUUUCCUAGUGUAGGACGUGGCUGGAAUCAUUUCCAACACCUCCACAAAAAUCCAGAUUUUUAUCCCUAGGGGUUACUCAGUUACAGACAUUUCUUCCUAUUCGUGUUGAAAGUCCAACGGGAGUGAAGGAGAAAGAAAUAUCAUCUAUCUCAACGGGUGCCCUGUUGUCAACAAGGAGGCGUAGGCUACGUCACACAAAUUGGUACGCGACGUAGACCUCCUCGUAGCCAAGCAGCGUAGAGGCGUAGCAGCCAACGUAGCACACCCGACGGUCGCUACGAGGAGCCAUUGUGUGUAAGUUCGCGUGCCGAAGUGACCAUUUGGAUUUCUUCUUUUGCUUUAUGAGUGGACGAAAUAUAAUUAAAUAAAAUUUGAACAGAAUUGCACGUGGCGGUCGCGUGAUUGUUGUUUACGCGCAAACCGAGUGACCGGAGUGCGCGCUCAAGGUCAAUUGCCGUCUCGUUUGUUUCUUGUUUGUUUCGUUUUGUGCCUAUCCUCAUAUUUGAACAAACAAGUACAGGGAAAAUUGUAAAUUAUUAUAGCGAAAUUAAUGCAUGCGCGUCAAAAGACAUUACAGAAACAUUGUUUUGGCAACGUAGUGAUACAUCGACGACUUGGAGAAUUGCAGAUUUAAUUAUGUAGAUAGUUUUAAGCUUAGUAUAUUAAUUUUAUUGCUACUCUAGGAUACAUUGUUGUAUCUAUUAGACAAUAGUCGACAAUAAUAUAUCUGACAUAUUUUGUAAAUGGGUCUGCAAGACAUAUUAUAAUAGGACAACUUUCCCCGACAGACUACACACCACACUCACACAGUUAAGCUUUCCCUGUUCUUCUCGCAAGGCCUACUACACAAACACCUUUACACAAACACACACACCCGCACACACUGUAUAAACAAUCCGCGUACAAGACACACAGAUACAAAAAUGUACCGCACACCGACAACCUCCGGCGCUGCCAGAAAACCUGGUUCCUCCAGCCCCACUGCAACCCCAUCUGCACCAGCGCAGGACGCUGCAAAAACUUUUAUCCGGAGACCAGACCGGAAAAGAAGAUCACUGGAUAAUAUGGCGAUAUACAACAAGCAUAUAGAGGACUACGCGGUGAAACCGAGUGACGCGCUCCUCCAGGAGGUGAUGAAGACCUUUGAGGACAUUCCAGCGAAAGUCCAAGAAUACCCUCAAAUGAGGAAAGAUAUAAAGACCUUCCUGGAGGGGCAGUCUGAUAAGUGCCUCCGUAUCUUGUUUGAAUUAAGCAAGCGAGUGACAUGUUUGGAAGCAACAGCAACCAAAACGCGGUCGCCCCGUACAGCCAGAUCGCCCGAAAAAGACGACGUCCACAUCUUAGAAAAGUUGGGGGAAGUGGAAAACCUGGUACAAAAGCGACUGAAUGAGUUGGAAAGUAGGAUGCUAGCAUGCUUCGACGACCAAAUCAGGCUUCAAAAUGAUGACUGCGCCGACAUGGUCCGCAAGAUUGGCAAUAAAAUCGAUGACGCUAAAGCGGCCAUUGACCACACAACAGAGGGUGUCAGGAUCGCUCAUCGAUCCCAAAUAAUUCUUGAUGAGAAACUCGACAAUAUUGCGGGGAAUGUGGCGGCCGUUAAUGCAACAGUGAUUGAGGUCGCAAAAAAUAAGCAGCCAUGCGAAGCUAAGACCUACGCUAGCGUCGCAGCAGCCAAGCCCGGGCAUCGGCCGGCACUACACUCGAUGGCGGUCACCCUCGAAGGCAGUCAGGAGACUGCCGACGAGGUGCUUGAGAGAGUGAGGAAGGCGGUCGAUGCCAGGGGUACUGGCCUGAAAAUAAGCAAGGUGCGCAAAGCAAAAAACCAAACAGUUAUUUUAGGGUGUGACACCGAAGCGGAACUAUACAAGGUGAAAGAAACAAUUGAAAGCCGGGGGGAGGGCUUAAUUGUUUCCCGUAUGAAAAAUAAAAACCCGCUUGUCAUCCUAAAAGAUGUCUUCCUCCCGAGUGACGACGAGGAGAUAAUUAAAGGGCUACAUAUUCAAAACGAGGAUAUAUUUAGGGACUUGUCUCAGGAAGAUAAAGAAAUGACCAUAAAGUUCAAGAAGAGGACAAAAAAUCCCAAAACGGCGCACGUCAUUGUCCAGGUUGGUCCCGUGGUAUGGCAGAGGAUGACGGAGGCUGGGGCCCUCUACCUGGACCUGCAAAGGAUCAGAGUCGAGGACCAGUCUCCGCUCAUCCAAUGCACGAGGUGCCUCGCAUUUGGACAUGGUCGAAAAUUUUGCACCGAGAGUGUGGACAGAUGCAGUCACUGUGGAGGACCGCAUCUGCGCGAGAAAUGCGCAGACUUCAUCGCAGGGACCGAACCGCAGUGCUGCAACUGCUCACACUCUGGGUUGCGGAAGGCCGACCAUAACGCUUUUAGCGCCGAAUGCCCGAUACGAAAAAAGUGGGAUUACUUGGCUCGCGCUAACACAACAUAUGCAUAACCUAAACGCAGGACAUUACACAGCACGUACACACAGACACAAAGCACACAGAAACAAAAACACAACACACACAAACAUGAAAUACACAACAACACGAACACAAAUGAUAUACAGAAUGUAUAUUGAAUAUACACGAUUAUAUCAGCACAAAAACACUUACAUGAACCACAAACAGUAACUCGAAACAAGGUAAAAC